GCCUGGCUGCCCUUUCUUUAAGUAUUUCUUGAUUGUAUUAGCUACGUUCUUUUUUUAUACAUUCAUUAAUUGUGAUUUGCCCGUCGACGACGCGAUUGAGGGUCUUUUAAAGCGUAAAGGAAUAAUUACUAGGUGAAGAUUGAUCGCCGGAGAGUGGGGUAAAAGGACUGGAAUCGAUCAUCAUGGAACGACACGAGUCGACGUCGGAGUCGAUGACAGAAUCGAUGAUGGAGAUAUCCGAGGCAGAAAAGAGUUUUCCUAUACCACCAAGAAUGAUACCAAGAACAACCGCAAAUGUCCGAAAGACUCUUCCUCCGUUACCUCCGCCAACGCCCUUACCGAUCCCAGACUCGAGUGUGCAAGAAGAGAAAGACGUAAAUAUAAAUGUGGAGGUGAACGCGAACCGGGUGUCAUCCACUACGAAUACCCUCGAGUCGUUAUUGACGGCGUUAGGAGGCAAUGAGAGAAACGUCAGACUGACACUAGGGUCGCCGGAGAUGGAAGAGAAACCCCCAAGGCCGAUAACGAAAGACUGGCCGAGACCAGGGACUGCGGCUACCACCGCUACGAUGGCAACCACGGCAACGGGGGCGUCAUAUUCAACCACAACUUCACAACGGACUAUCAAGUACGGCACGGGAAAAUAUGCGAAAGUCGAACUAUCUCCACAACCCAGCGAAGACCCCGAAGAUCCUCUGAAUUGGCCGCUAUGGAAGAAGCAUUUAAAUUUAGGCGCGCUCCUUUCUAUGGUCGCACUUGUCGGGGUAAUGAAGACGGCGUAUAUCAGCGUGAACAGCGUAAUCGCGAUCGAGGAAACUGUAUCAUAUACAGCAGCGGUCGCCCUAACCGCCGUGCCGUUAAUGGUGUCUGCGAUAACUGGGAUGGCAUCUUUAAUAAUAGCGAGGAUAUGGGGUAAAAGGCCCGUAUAUCUGGCGUCAAUGGUAAUGAUAUUCAUUGGAGUGGUUUGGAACACUCACGUAAGGGGAUGUUUGGCGCAGAACAUGGUCGCGAGGAUAUUCCAGGGAAUGGGAUGGGGCGCAUUCGAUACUUUGGUCUUGGGCUCGAUCCAGGACACCUAUUUUGAACAUGAACGUCAUCUCAUGAUCAUAAUUCACUAUACUGUCUCAAUCGCUACUAUGCUAGGUUCUCCAUUACUUGGCGGCACUGCGUCAGCUAGCGCAAGGGGUUUCGAAGUUCAAUUCGAGAUCAUGAGUGCAUUCCUAUCGCUUUCGAUUCUACUGCUAGUCUUUGGAGCCCCUGAGACAGCUUACAACCGUACAGUGGAGGAAAUACAACCACCAACCAUCGAACGUUCUCAGGCUCUCUGGCCAACCGUGACGUACACGAAAGAAGCCGCUAUUGAAUAUGUCACCAAGAUGAAGCCUUGGUCAUAUCAAGCAAACGAAAUCAACUUAUCUCUAAUCUUACAAGCACCCCGAGCCAUGGUUGCACCGACCACCGGACUCCUUUUCACCGUCACACUUCUCCCCUACGCCGGUUUCUGGAGUCUAGCAAGCUCGCUCUCCCUACUCUUCUCUCCCCUCCCCUUCAUGCUGCCUUCAGCACCCCUCGGCACUCUCAUGACAGGACCAUUCCUCCUCGCAACCCCUGUAGCCGUAGCGCUCGCCUCAUCCAUGUUCCAAAUACGCUUCACACACACCGUCCAUCUGACAGCUCUUACCGUCGGCACCGGCAUCGCCUCAAUCGGCAUGCUCGGAUUCGGUCUGUACCUCGCGGGGUCAAUGGAGAUGCCAACAGACGGCUCCGCCAAACCGUUCAGCACGCCGUGGGAUCUGGGAUUAAACCGGAUCAGCCUGCCCGUCGCGUCAUUCCUGCUCGGUCUCCUAGCAGCAGGGUCUUUGGCAUUAGACGCCACCAUCCGGCCGAUCAUCCAACAGUCUACGGCAUUUACCUCGGCCAAUCUCGCAGUCGGUCUGCGCAAUACGGCGGAUAUGCACGGUGGUCUGACAUGUCUGCGGAGUUUCGUCGUCGGCGCUUUUAUCCUCGGCUUGCCUAAUGCGAUUUUCAUGUGGGAUGGCCUGAAGGCGGCGACGCUGGGGAUAGGGAUCACGCAGAUCGUUGUCACGGCGGCGGCGUGUGCGGUUUACUGGUACUGGGAUGAGAAUGUGCGACGCCUUGAUGGGCGUGUGAUGGGGCUUAUUGACUUGUCUAGCUUGAAGAGGACGGCGAGUUUCUUUGAUGAGUCGGAUUGAAGGGUUUCUUAUGCCUUAGUGGUAGGUAUAGAGAAAUGGGAAGUUUGGGGAGGUCGAUCCGUGGUGUUAUUCGACACUAAUGUUGGGGCAAAGGUGGAUAUUAUGAGAUUCAGAACC
Annulohypoxylon maeteangense is the source of this 2330-nucleotide messenger RNA. Its product is annotated as MFS general substrate transporter. The transcript has 2 exons. Bases 183 to 2213 code for a protein of 676 amino acids. Gene Ontology annotation, biological process: transmembrane transport. Lineage: Eukaryota; Fungi; Ascomycota; Sordariomycetes; Xylariales; Hypoxylaceae. The record is from RefSeq and is a predicted model, not a curated record. Gene Ontology annotation, molecular function: transmembrane transporter activity.